Messenger RNA from Fukomys damarensis (Damara mole-rat), 2128 nucleotides. Its product is annotated as wiskott-Aldrich syndrome protein family member 1-like. Gene Ontology annotation, molecular function: actin binding; Arp2/3 complex binding; protein kinase A regulatory subunit binding. Gene Ontology annotation, biological process: actin cytoskeleton organization; positive regulation of Arp2/3 complex-mediated actin nucleation. The record is from RefSeq and is a predicted model, not a curated record. NCBI's taxonomy places the organism in Eukaryota, Metazoa, Chordata, Mammalia, Rodentia, Bathyergidae. Gene Ontology annotation, cellular component: SCAR complex; cytoskeleton; lamellipodium.
AUGCAGCCGUUCUCUGAGGGCCUGACGCUAGCUGGGGCACAGCGACCCACGUUGCGCAGGGAGAGUGGUGCGCACGCAGUGCAGUCGCGGACAGCGCUAUCCCCAGUGCCCAGGCACAGGAACACUGGCUCGAUCGAGUGGCCUGGGCAGCGUGGAGGAGAGAGGACCAUCCUCCGCCUAAGGAACACAGGGCAGAGGACUGGAAAUGCGGAGCUGGGCGAAGGAGACCCAAGGGAUGUGCAGUUAGACGGCAGCACCGUCUCUAGGCCAUCCCUGAUAAACCCGCAAAGGGAAGCACAUCCUAUGAAGGGAAAGAAACCUGAGAAGAUGUGCACUGACUUACUUCCUGAUCACCCCGACGUUAUCAGAUACUGGGCGAUGAGAACGCGGACUGAAAGUCGGGACGGAACCAAAGGUCAUGGGGAUGCAGAGGCUGCCGCCGCCGCCACCGUUCACAGGGAAGCCAUCCAGCAGGAUGGGGAAGGCAGACCAAAUGACAAAAUCAACUAUAGAAAAGUGAUAAACUUGCUCACAGUCCCUACAGAUUACACCGAGAUUCGCAAAAAGUCCCAGGGAAAGUUGUUUAUUGUAUGGUUCCAUUUGAAUAAGAAUGUACCUAGAGUUAACUCAUUGCAGGAAUGUGUGGACCGCUUAUCUGUUAGUGUUACACAGCUUGACCCGAAAGAGGAAGAAUUGUCUCUGCAAGAUAUAACAAUGAGAAAAGCUUUCCAAAGCUCAACAAUUCAAGAUCAGCAGCUUUUUGACCACAAGACUUUGCCUGUUCCAUUACAGGAAACAUAUGAUGUUUGUGAACCACCUCCACCUCUCAAUAUACUCACUCCUUAUAGGGAUGGUGGUAAAGAGGGUUUGAAGUUUUAUACCAAUCCUUCAUAUUUCUUUGAUCUAUGGAAAGAAAAAAUGUUGCAAGAUACAGAGGAUAAGAGGAAGGAAAAGAGGAAACAGAAGCAGAAAAAUCUAGAUCGUCCUCAUGAACCAGAAAAAGUGCCAAGAGCAACUCAUGACAGACGGAGAGAGUGGCAGAAGCUGGCCCAAGGUCCAGAGCUGGCUGGAGAUGAUGCUAAUCUCUUACAUAAGCACAUCGAAGUCGCUAAUGGCCCCAACUCUCAUUUUGAAACACAACCUCAGACAUAUGUGGACCAUAUGGAUGGAUCUCAUUCACUUUCUGCCUUGCCAUUUAGUCAGAUGAGUGAGCUUCUGACUAGAGCUGAGGAGAGGGUCUUAGUCAGACCCCAUGAACCACCUCCACCUCCACCCAUGCAUGGAGCAGGAGAUGUGAAACCCAUUCCCACCUGUAUCAGUUCUACUACAGGUUGGAUAGAAAAUGGUCCUCAGUCAUCAGCUACAGGCAGAACACCUGUGUUUGUGAGUCCCAUUCCCCCACCUCCUCCACCACCUCUUCCAUCUGCCUUGUCCACUUCUUCAUUGAGAGUUUCAGUGACUUCAGCUCCCCCGAUCAGUACCCCCGCUCCACCUCCAGCCACUGCUUUGCAAGCGCCAGCAGUACCACCACCUCCAGCUCCUCUCCAGACCGCCCCUGGAGUUCUUCACCCAGCUCCUCCACCAAUGGCACCUCCUCUAGUACAGCCCUCUCCACCAGUAGCUAGAGCUGCCCCAGUAUGUGAAACUGUACCAGUCCGUCCACUCCCACAAGGUGAAGUCCAGGGGCUGCCUCCACCCCCACCACCACCUCCUCUGCCUCCACCUGGCAUUCGACCAUCAUCACCUGUCACAGUUGCAGCUCUUGCUCGUCCUCCCUCUGGGCUACAUCCAACUCCAUCUACUGCCCCCGGUCCGCAUGUUCCAUUAAUGCCUCCAUCUCCUCCAUCACAAGUUAUAUCUGCUUCUAAGCCAAAGCAUCCAUCAACCCUACCUGCAAUCAGUGAUGCCAGGAGUGUACUACUGGAAGCAAUACGAAAAGGUAUUCAGCUACGCAAAGUAGAAGAGCAGCGUGAACAGGAAGCUAAGCAUGAACGCAUUGAAAAUGUUGUUGCCACCAUCCUCUCUGGACAUAUUGCUGUGGAAUAUAGUGACUCAGAAGAUGAUUCAGAAUUUGAUGAAGUAGAUUGGUUGGAGUAAGAAAAGUGCAUUGAUAAAUAUUACAAAACUG